UGGGCUCUUUAUUUACUCUACUUACUUUUGCAGUAUUAGGGCAGUGAGCACAGAAGAAAUCCAUACAGUGCAUGUUGUUCAGAUUUCAGCCUGAAAGGAUUUGGCCUUUAAUAAUCCUGUUGAAAAAAAGAGAAUUUACAUUGGAACAGAACAUGUACAAAGUUAUAAAUGGGUUGACACAAUUUGUUAAAUCUGCUUUAAUUUCAUGCAUCAGAUCAGAUGUUAUCCUACUUAAAAAAGUGAAAAAAAUCAGUUUUGCUGUCAAUGUUCUCUCUACAUUCAACUUGCAUAAAAAAUACACUAACGUCUGCUAAACUUAAGCCCAUGAAUGUAUUAUGUCAAAUGCAUGUUCUCGAUUAGCUUGGUUAAUCUUCUUGCAAGUCUUUCACAUUGAGUUGUUGAGUGAAAAAAAGCUGAGUUGUUAUGAUUGCGAACAAAGCCCCUUCAGCUGAUUGACAGUAUAUAAACCAAGAACUUAGCCUCAGUCAUGAGACUUGCAGCAGCAGCAGUAGCAGCCCUCAGCAGCACCUCAACAACAUGCUGAACAUCAGUGAGCUGCCUCUGCAGCUCCUGCCCUUCAGGGCCUCAGACCGGCUGCUGCAGCCUCUUUGGGACUACAUGCUGCUUCACCACCGGCCUCUCAUCUCAUCUCCUUUUUUCCCAGUACUACUUGCCUUCUCCAGCUACUUGUUCUUCAGCAUACCUUUUGCUGUACUGGAUAUCUUGGGAGAUAGGGUGCCUUUCUUCUAUCAGUACAAGAUCCAGCCAGACAGAAAGCCAACACUGGGUAUGAUGGCUAAGAGCUUCCUGACAGCACUGUAUAACCACAUAUUCUUUGUUCUGCCAACUGUCAUAAUCGGUGUGUUUAUACUGCCUUUACCAACACUACCACAGGAUGCUCCCACUCUGUAUGAGGUAUUUGUUGAUGGACUGGCUAUGCUUCUGCUCUUUGACACUCAGUAUUACAUUUGGCAUUUCAUACAUCACAAACACUCACAGCUUUACCGAUGGAUUCAUGCAAUCCACCAUGAAUACAUGGCACCCUUCUCUUGGUCGACAGAGCAGCUCAGCAUCCCUGAACUCAUGACUGUGGGACUCUGGAGCAACCAGGACCCUAUUAUUUUGAAAUGCCAUCCUUUAACCACAUGGUUCACCACCGUUUUCAGUCUCUGGAUGUCUGUAGAGGAUCACAUAGGCUACGACCUGCCCUGGGCUCUCAACCACUUGGUGCCAUUCGGUCUGUUUGGUGGUGCUCCGGCCCAUGACAUGCACCACCAGAAACCGAGCAGCAACUAUGCUCCUUUCUUCAGCCACUGGGACCGAAUCUUUGGCACUGCUGUCCCUCUGAAGAAGAAAACUUUGAAAAAAUUCUAGAACGUGUAAAGUUUCACAUUAGUGUAAAUAAGUUGUGUUGUAGCACUGUUUACAUGUAUAUACAGUAUUUUUGCUGCUUUGCUUCAGUGUCAGUAGAGUUUACUUUGCUAAAUCACGGUGAACAACACCAAACUGAAAGAUGUAUUUUUAUGGCUUUUCAUUUAAUAAAAGAUGUUUUAAAAUAUCAAACUGUUUCAUUCAA
Sphaeramia orbicularis (orbiculate cardinalfish) is the source of this 1576-nucleotide messenger RNA. RefSeq names its product cholesterol 25-hydroxylase like 1, tandem duplicate 1 (gene ch25hl1.1). The record is from RefSeq and is a predicted model, not a curated record. Gene Ontology annotation, molecular function: oxidoreductase activity; iron ion binding. Gene Ontology annotation, biological process: lipid biosynthetic process. Bases 538 to 1374 code for a protein of 278 amino acids. The transcript has a single exon. NCBI's taxonomy places the organism in Eukaryota, Metazoa, Chordata, Actinopteri, Kurtiformes, Apogonidae.